Messenger RNA from Rangifer tarandus platyrhynchus (Svalbard reindeer), 3045 nucleotides. NCBI's taxonomy places the organism in Eukaryota, Metazoa, Chordata, Mammalia, Artiodactyla, Cervidae. The record is from the annotation of a GenBank genome assembly.
AUGGAUUUCCUCCGGCUACAUCUCCCUGGGCUGCAUCAGGCCUUGAGAGGGGCACUGGACUCUCUCAAUACCUUUGUUUCCUACCUUAUAGGAGAUGAAGUCCCCACUGUAGAGAGGAAGGAGGCAUGUGCAGCUGAGGAACUGAGGGAGGUGGCUGCAGGAAGGCCCCUGGGGAAGGUGGAAGAGGAAGCCCAGGAGGCCCUGGAGGGUCUUGGAGGCAGUCAAAGCACGGAGGAUGGAGGGCUGAGACAGCCUGGAGAGACUGGAAGAUGCUGGGAGGAAAGCUCAGCUACAGAACAUACCUCAGGUGGGGGAGAAGGCAGCUCCCGUGGGUCUCAAGCUGAGAGGCAGGACACUGGGGACUGGGAGGCAGCCAUAGCCAUCAGAUGCCAGGAUUCAGGUAUCCCCUUGGAGGCCAGAAAGAAGUCGGAGGCUGGUCACGAUAGGAGGGGCCAAGCUCUGGAGAGCCAGGAGCAUGAUGAGCAGGAAGUGAAGAGAGAGGAGACACUGAGAACAUGGGAACGGGAGGAGGAAGAGGUCAGGGCAACAGAGCCAGGGGUGGCGGGAGGGGUGGAGUCAGAGCGGGCCUGGCACAAGGAGCCUGAGGGGAAGGCCGGUGCCGAUGGGCACAAGGUGGCAGGGGAUGGCAAGGAGUCAGAGCAGGUGGUCAGCGAGGCAGCGGCAGAGGAGAUCCAGGGCCCUGGGGCCAAAGGGGCUGGCAGGGAAGAAGGGGUGGUGGUGGUCAGGUGUGGCCGAAGCCCAAGGGCACUGGGGACGCAGGAGCCGGGGGCAGAAUCUGAGGAUGGGGAAGCCUCAGGCAGGGAGGAGGCUGACCUCCCAGGAGUCGAGGAGGCAGAAUAUGGAGCAGCCCCAGAAAAAAGGAUCCCAGAGGGUACUGGUAGAGUCUGGGCCCUAGAGGAGACCUCCAAGAGAGGCCAGGAGGAGGAGGUGGACGAGAAUAGAGAGACUGAAGCGAGCCUGUUCCCUGAACAGACUCAGGUCCUGGGAACCUGGAGAGUGGAAGCGGAGGCCAAAGGCCAGGCAGCAGGAAGGGAGACUGAGGAAGGGCCGAGGUCAGUGGGGGGGGUAAGGGAGGGCUUUGAGGGCCAGGCAGAUGGGGCUGAGGAAGAGGCCGUGGGGAGGCAGGGCUCAGAGGUCAAGGCUGGUCAAGCCAGUCUCAAGGAGGUGGUACAAACAGAGGAGGCUGAGGAGCAGAAGAAGGAGAGUUGCUCGGCCGCAGAGGCUGAGCUGCCCCAGGCCAAAGUAGCUAAUGAGGCUAAAGGGGAUGCUGACUUGGAGGCAACCCCAGAGGCCAGGCCCCAGCAGUUCAAUGGGGGGAGGGGGGAGGAAGAGACUCAGACAGAGGAUGAAGCAUUGGAGGAGGAGCGGGGUGGCCUUGCGCACACGGUCACUGGAGGCCAAGAACCUGAGCUGAUGGGAGGCCCCCAGACCACAACAGAGCAACUUGAAGAAGGGCCGGUGGGUAAAGAAGAGCUCCAGAGCCUUCUAGCCCUGAGCAGAGAGGAGACAGAGAGGAGCCUGCAGGAACAUCCCAGGCACGUGGGGCAUGUGAAGCCUAUCAGCUCUGUGACCGAAGCCUGGGAAAAUAUAAGAAAGGAUGUGGAGAGAGAUGAUGCCCAGGAGGAAAAAGGAGAUGCUGAAGAGGGGGAGGAGGAGGCUACAAGAGGCCAGGCAUUGGUGGUGGAGGCUGCAGGAGGCCGAGAGUUGGCACGACCAGCAAUCCCAGAAGCAGGUGGGGAGUGGAUGGAAGCCUGGCAUGGAGCAGAGGAGGCGGAGGCCCCGGGAGCAGAGAACCAGGAGCAGGGCAGAAGGCACGGGGCAGAAGCAGGGACCAGCCAGUUCCUGGGAGAGUUGGACAUCAGAGAAACCCAGGAGGAGGAGGUAGAGGCCCCUGGGCCCUUCGGGGAGGACAGACCCUCAGGGAAAGGCUGGAGGCUGGAGGCGGAGGCUUUGAGCCCCCAGAGCAGCGAGAGCCCGGAGGCAGAUUCUUUGGCUGUUGAGAUGGUGGAGGAUAAGGCAGCUUUGGAUGGAGGGGCCCUUGGGCCUGGAGAAGAGCCCGAAAGAGAGGCUGGGGAUGCCUUUGGGAGAGGCUGGGAUUCGGAAGGGAGAGAGGAAGCUCACAGAGGUGAGCUGGUGGAGGCUGCAGAGGGAGAGAAGGGAAGGGGGCAGGAGUUUGGCCUGGAGGGCUCAGCCGAGGAGGAGGUGCCUAGCCAAGGUAGCCAAGCAGAGGCUCCUGAGGCUACCCUGGAGGGUGAGCUAGAGGGAGAGGUGACGGGGCUGGGGGAAUCAGCAGGGGCAGAAGGAAUCUGUGAGGUGGAUGACUUUCCCUCGGGCUCACAGGCGCUGAGGGCAGAGGACCUCCCAGGAGGGCAGGGACUGUGGGAAGGAGAGGCUGGGGGAUGGCGAGCAAGGGAGCAGGGGCAGAGCGGUGAGGGGCAGCGUGGGAACCAGCACCCCGAGGAGGGAAAAGCACAAAGGCCCCUUGACGUGGAGGAUGCCGGGGUGACCGGAGGCCAAAAGGCAGAGGCCGCGGAGACUGAUCCAGACGGCCUGGAGGAUGUCCAAGGCCUGGAGGAUGUCCAAGCCCUGGAAGACCAGUCGACCAAUGAGGGCCCUGCGGAGGCUGAACCGGGACCACGAGGGGAGGCUGACGGGAGCGCUGGACAGGAUGCUGAUGGCAAGUGGGGUGAGGCCCUGCUCCCGGGGUCCCGCCUGGACGUCUCUGUCUCGAGGAGCCGGGUAUUCCUGUCCCGCAGCUCCUCGCAGCGCCGCUCCCGGCCCUCUUUCCGUCGGACCCCGGGCCCUGAGCCACCCGAGGAGCCUCCCAGCCCCCCACCUGAGGAGGAGCCAUCAGCCCCAGAGCGGAGAAUCCAGCCAGAGCAGCCGCCGGAGCCAAGGCCCGCCAGGCCUGAAGGGACUCCACUGCCGGCCAGGAGAAGUCCCUUGGGACAGGGGUUUGGCCUGGCACACCCAGGCAUGAUGCAGGAACUGCGAGCCCGGCUGGGCCAGCCAAAGCCCCAGUGA